AUGCUUGUUGUAGUUGAAGAGUACAACCCGGAAUGGCCUAUUCAAUUCCAGGAAAUCAAGCGAGAAAUCGAGCAAGCCCUCCUAGGAGUACGAUAUAUCUCAAUCGAACAUAUCGGAUCAACGUCAGUGCCCGGAUUAGCUGCUAAGCCAGUUAUCGAUCUUGUAGUAAUCAGCGAGCGAGACGACGUCAAUGGUGUCAUCCACGCUCUGACCGCCAAAGGAGGAUAUAUAUAUGCCGGGGAAUUGGGAAUACCAGAUCGACAUGUCUGCCGCAAAGCAGAUGGCAUUCCGGCCCGAAACCUGUAUGUCACAGUCCAGGAUUGUCAGUCGGUCAGAAAUCAUCUUGGUGUGCGUGAUGUCUGCCGGAGGAAUGCCAGUUUGAGGGAUCAAUACGGGCGAUUCAAAAUGGAGCUAUCUCGACGGGAAUGGAGAAAUGUCGACGAAUAUUGCGAAGCCAAGAACGACAUUGUCUGCAUGAUUUUGGAGCAGGCGGGACUCAGCGAGGAGGACCGUGAUGCUAUACGUCGUGUGAACACCACCGUCUAA
Messenger RNA from Exophiala bonariae, 546 nucleotides. RefSeq lists its product as uncharacterized. Lineage: Eukaryota; Fungi; Ascomycota; Eurotiomycetes; Chaetothyriales; Herpotrichiellaceae. The transcript has a single exon. Bases 1 to 546 code for a protein of 181 amino acids. The record is from RefSeq and is a predicted model, not a curated record.